This is a messenger RNA of Amyelois transitella, 1740 nucleotides long. It is a transcript of the gene dare, whose product is annotated as NADPH:adrenodoxin oxidoreductase, mitochondrial. The transcript has 4 exons. NCBI's taxonomy places the organism in Eukaryota, Metazoa, Arthropoda, Insecta, Lepidoptera, Pyralidae. The record is from RefSeq and is a predicted model, not a curated record. Gene Ontology annotation, biological process: ubiquinone biosynthetic process. The coding region runs from base 175 to 1596 and encodes 473 amino acids. Gene Ontology annotation, cellular component: mitochondrion.
CUUGUUCCAUAAGAUAGUUCUUCAGAGCUCUAUUUUGUGGUUUUGAUAUGAACAGCAAAUAAUUUGCGUGUAGUUUUGGAAUAAAUUUAAAUCACUCAACUUGUUAUUUCAAUUUGAAGACCUACACAAGUACGAGGCUGUAGUGUCAGUUUACAUUAUAAUUAUUCUACACUUAUGAAAAUGAAUUUUAAAGUGAGCAAACUACUAUGUAGAACUUUAACAACAAGCACCAAAAUUCCUCGGGUUUGUAUCGUGGGUGCUGGUCCUGCGGGUUUCUAUGCUGCUAUGCAUUUAUCAAAAAACCUUACCCAGGUGAAUAUUGACAUUAUUGAAAAACUUCCAGUUCCGUUUGGAUUAAUAAGAUAUGGAGUAGCUCCUGAUCAUCCUGAAGUAAAGAAUGUUAUUAACCAAUUCACAAAAGUAGCACAACAACCUAAUGUAAAUUUCUAUGGCAACAUAACAUUAGGAAAGGAUCUAAAAAUAAGCCAUCUGCGACAGCAUUAUGAUGCCGUGUUAUUGACUUAUGGUGCUGAAAAAGACAGGAUGCUAGGCAUUGAAAACGAAGAUGCUAAAAAUGUGAUUGCUGCUCGAAAUUUUGUUGGGUGGUAUAAUGGACUCCCUAGUGACAAAGAUUUAAAGGUCGAUUUAUCAGGGCAUACAGCUGCAAUUCUCGGACAGGGCAAUGUGGCACUGGAUGUCGCAAGAAUACUGUUUUCUCCUAUAGAUGAAUUAAAGAAAACUGAUAUCACAGAACAUGCUCUUAAUUGCUUAGCUGAAUCUAAAGUAAAAGAACUGUACUUAGUUGGAAGAAGGGGGCCUUUACAAGUUGCUUUUACUAUCAAGGAACUGAGAGAGCAACUUAAACUUAGUAACUGUAAGACAAUAUGGAGAGAUCAAGAUUUUAUAGGUGUGGAAAAAGCUAUAAGUAAUUUACAGAGGCCAAGAAAGAGACUCACGGAACUCAUGGUCAAAUCAUAUCAGGAAAGUCAAACAGCAAUUGAAAAUGAGAAUACAAAAUAUUUCAAACCUAUAUUUUUCAGAAGUCCUCGAAAGUUUUUAGUGGAUGAGCAGAACAAAAUAAAGGGUAUCGAGUUUACCUGCAAUGAGUUGCAAGGAGAUACACUAGAAGAUCAGAAAUGUGUUGCCACUGACAAGACUGAAGUUUUGCAAUGUAGUUUAGCAUUUAGAAGUAUAGGGUAUAAAAGUGUUAAAGCUGAUGAUGAAUUGAUAUUUGAUACAAGUGGACUUGUAGCAAAUAAUAAAGGUGUAGUAGAAAAUGUUUCAGGAGACUUGGCUAAGAUGUAUGUUGCUGGCUGGCUUGGUACAGGUCCAGUAGGAGUUAUUUUACAUACAAUGGGAAAUGCAUUUCAAGUGGCAAAGGUAAUGGUAGAAGAUUUGAAAAAGUCUGACAUUCCAAAUAUAAAAGGAGGAUUUGAAGAAAUAAAAAAACAUGUAUUAAAAAAUAAUACUCAUAUAGUAGACUGGAAGGGUUGGGAGAAAAUUGAUAAUUUUGAAAUUGAACAGGGUAAGGUAAAAGGUAAACCACGUGAAAAAGUCUGCAGCAUUGUUAAGAUGUUAGAAAUAGCUACUCAAUGACAAUGGUUUUAUGUGUUAUUGUUAUAAGUAUAACUUUUAUAUGUUGAGUUACUGUUAGCACAUUUAUAUUAUUUACAUUGCAAUCAUAGAAUACAAUGAUAUUUUUAUUUUUAAUAAAUCUACGGUUUUAUACAGUUGCAUGUC